CCUGUUCGCCCGCUAGUACAGUAGUAUUUUUAUUUCGCCCCCUCGCUCUCGGCUCGCCUCCCAUUCUCUCUCUCCUUUCCCCACUACUAGCUGCCCGUCACCCGCCGCUCUGUUCCAUCCAGCCUGCGCCGGUCCCAUUCGCCCGCCAUUCCGCCGCGCGCCGCCGGCAGGGCGCCGCGUCCCGGGAACGCGCGCGUGCGGUGCGGGCGCGGGGGGAUUCGUCGCGCGCGGGCACCAGGAGAGGGAGGGGGCGCGGGGGGAUUCGUCGACCGCGCCACCUGGGAACUGGGAUGCCGUGAUCGACGCCGCGCGCCUGGAGCCUGGGGAUGGGGCGGGUUGGCCUCGGCGUGGCGGCGGGUUGCGCGGCCGCCACGUGCGCGAUCGCUGCCGCGCUGGUGGCGCGCAGGGCGUCGGCGCGGGCGCGCUGGCGCCGGGCCGUCGCGCUGCUCAGGGAGUUCGAGGACGGCUGCGCCACGCCGCCGCCACGCCUGCGCCAGGUCGUCGACGCCAUGGUCGUCGAGAUGCACGCCGGCCUCGCCUCCGACGGCGGCAGCAAGCUCAAGAUGCUGCUCACCUUCGUCGACGCGCUGCCCGCCGGAAAUGAAGAAGGAACAUAUUAUUCCAUCGAUCUCGGAGGAACAAACUUUAGAGUGUUAAGAGUUGAAGUUGGUGCUGGGUCUGUGGUCACCCGUCGGAAGGUUGAACUUCCCAUCCCUGAGGAAUUGACCAAGGGUACAAUUGAGGAGCUAUUCAACUUUGUUGCCAUGACUCUAAAGGAAUUUGUAGAAACAGAAGAUGGGAACGAUGAACAACGAGCGCUUGGUUUCACAUUUUCUUUCCCAGUUAGACAAACAUCAGUAUCUUCGGGGUCAUUGAUUAGGUGGAAUAAAGGGUUUUUGAUUGAAGAUGCGGUUGGGAAAGAUGUGGCUCAAUGCUUAAAUGAAGCUCUUGCUAGGAAUGGACUAAAUGUGCGAGUUACUGCACUGGUGAAUGACACCGUGGGGACAUUAGCUCUAGGACAUUAUCACGAUGAGGAUACAGUGGCUGCUGUGAUCAUUGGUGCUGGCACCAAUGCUUGCUAUAUUGAACGCACUGAUGCAAUUAUUAAAUGUCAGGGUCUUCUUACAAACUCUGGUGGCAUGGUAGUAAACAUGGAAUGGGGCAGUUUCUGGUCAUCACAUUUGCCAAGAACUCCUUAUGACAUCUCCCUUGAUGAUGAGACACAAAACCGCAAUGAUCAGGGGUUUGAGAAAAUGGUCUCUGGGAUUUAUCUUGGGGAAAUUGCAAGGCUGGUGCUGCAUCGAAUGGCUCUAGAAUCAGAUUUUUUUGGUGACGCUGCUGAUAAUCUAUGUACCCCCUUCACAUUGAGCACACCACUCCUCGCUGCAAUUCGCAAGGACGAUUCACCAGAUCUGAGCGAAGUCAGGAAGAUACUGCAAGAACAUCUGAAGAUACCGGACACUCCUCUGAAAACUCGAAGGCUGGUUGUCAAAGUGUGCGACAUCGUCACCCGGAGAGCUGCCCGCCUAGCCGCCGCUGGUAUUGUCGGGAUACUGAAAAAGCUCGGCCGUGAUGGGAGCGGUGUUGCUUCAAGCGGGAGAACGGGAGGGCAGAUGAGGCGGACGGUGGUUGCCAUCGAGGGUGGGCUGUACGAGGGCUACCCGGUGUUCAGGGAGUACCUAGACGAAGCCCUGGUGGAGAUCUUGGGGGAGGAGGUGGCGCGGACGGUGGCGCUGAGGGUGACAGUGGAUGGGUCUGGGGCCGGCGCUGCCCUCCUUGCCGCCGUACAUUCGUCGAAUAGACAGCAAGGUUCCAUAUAGGGAGAAGGGAAGAUGGUGAUACAGCCCCCUCUGUGCAAAUGUAAAAAGGAACAUUAUUUGAUAUCUAUAUUCAUAUAUAUAUAAUCUGGUCUUGUGCAGAAGAAAUACCUGUUCUCCUAUCUAUGCUCUUGUGAUUCUUCUGCCUUGCCCUUGUGGAUGUAGGCGUCGCUGUGUACUAGGUUUACAUUUUUUCAGUCUUGAGGGGAUUUAUAAUUCUUUGUAAAUCUGAGUUGCUGGUUGUCUCUUGCCUUGCAUCAGUUCACAGAGAGUACCAAGCUGUCAUGGGCUGGGCUGACAGAGGACAGGGAUCCUUCAGUAAUAAGAAGCCCGAUAUGAGAACAGCACAUACCAUAACGGAAGUACGUUCGUGGGCCACGAGCCACAAAGGCCGAAAGCGUGCGCCAUUCGAAAAACGCGACGGUUUCUUCCAGAAGGCUCCGAGGCUCCAACCACACGUCGGUUCCUCCGACUCCGCGCGCGUCUCCCGCCGUUCCGCCGGCACCGUACACGAUGGCUCUCCAAUUCGAUUAAUCGGCUCUGUGGCUGUCGGAUCAAGUUUCGCUUGUACAGUUACGACAAGGAUUACACGGAUUGUGCGACGAAUGAUGCACGGGAGGAGGAUAGUACGGUACAAACAAGGCACUCCUGAGUGGGAUGAGAUGCUAGUUACAAGUGAAAUAACAGGCAGUGUUAUUUGUUAAUCAAGGCACUACUACCCUCAAGCAACUUUCUGCACUGUUGAUAACCGGGAUACUGGUUAGUGAUCAGUUGAUCAUCACAGCUCGUCUCAAUUAUCAACGCUGUAACAACAUACAGGUUUCUUGGACCGCUACGAUCCUCCAGUGAUUGCCUCCAAAGGUGUCAGAGUUCAGGUGACAUUGCUCCACUUUGAAGUAUUGCUCUGAGGUGUCUUCGGCCACUAUAAAAAAAGUCGCUAUGCUGUGUUCUUCAGGCUAGCUACCUUCCGUAGAUAUUGUCUUUACAGGGGAUACUUUUUACCUACACUUUUGUACAACGUAAACGUAUGCUCUACAGAAUCCUUCAAGUAGCAGGAACUGUCACAAAGGCAAUGGCAGUGACGCCUUUGGGAAUAUUCUCUGUCCUGGCGCUAGGAUGGCUAGGGGAUCAUAUCUGUGUUUCCUCCGUUCAAAUGUCUCCCACCUUGCUCCAAAGUGGGCUUUCCACUGCUGCUGUGUGGUGUAGGGUGCCAGAUACUGUUUCAUCCCAAUACCAGCCUCUUCACAGAACUCCACUAUCUGUUUGUUCAGGUUCAUUGAAUGUGCAAUGCUGCCGUAACCUGAGAGAGACGGUGCUGAAGAAAGGAACCCCACUAGGAUCUUGCCAAAGACUUCCUUAGCAAAUCUGCGGAUGGAGCUCCUCGGUAUUAGAAGAUUCAGCCAAGGAUGUGGAACUUCCCAGAGGCCUUGUGCCCUCAGUUUCAACUCAGAGGUGUGCACCCUGUCCAAGAACUCCAGCGAAAUAACAGGUUCACCUGUUCCAUGGUAUCAGUGUCGUCACUAUUGAAGUUCUUGGUUAGCUCGAGGCAGUAUAGUACUCUUCCAUCCGACUGAAAAUGGCUUGCUUCGACUGGGUCUUGUGGCUUGAAGGACGCCCUCCAGUUGUUGAGGACGCCUGUCCUGUUUAUGAUGACAAAACCUUCAACGUAGUCAAAGGAGUUCUCUGCCAUUAUCAGCAUCUCCUGGUCCUCGGUGAAGCUUUCAAAAUCCGAGCUCAAGUGCAAUCCUUGCUCUGGUGAUGAUCCCGAACUGACCAAGACCACCGAGAGCAGCAUAGAAGAGAUCAGCGUUAUCAUCGGGUGAGCAGGUUUAUGAACAUUGAAGUGAACUUCAGGCAGUGGAGCAGAAUCUAGAGGGCGGUGCGGAGCAUUCUUUAAAGAAGCUUAUGAUGUUUUUCUUACUGAGUCAAUGUAUGCAUAAGCUAAUAAUAUUUCUGAAAAUUAUUAGAGCGAUAUUGCUGGUGCAACAUCCUAUCCUCUGGAAGCAUAGUAGAUAGAGGUUUCUCUAUAUUAUCUGUCUCUAAGGGCUCUUUCUCACAAAACUUCAACUUUGAACAAAUACUAUGAAGAGCAUGAUUGUAUUCUGCAACAGAUUUGAAUUCUUGCAGAUGAAGCUGAUUCCA
Zea mays is the source of this 3959-nucleotide messenger RNA. RefSeq names its product hexokinase-3. The coding region runs from base 327 to 1820 and encodes 497 amino acids. Gene Ontology annotation, molecular function: ATP binding; D-glucose binding; hexokinase activity. Lineage: Eukaryota; Viridiplantae; Streptophyta; Magnoliopsida; Poales; Poaceae. Gene Ontology annotation, cellular component: cytosol; mitochondrion. Gene Ontology annotation, biological process: intracellular glucose homeostasis; carbohydrate metabolic process. The transcript has 15 exons. The record is from RefSeq and is a predicted model, not a curated record.